AUCAUGUUGUCAACACGGUGGAGCAGCCAGGACUGAUUCGGCCUUGUCUACUUGAUUCCGAUGAACAUCGAACGGGUGUGUGGCACUAAUUAACUAUUGAGCCAGGAGCCAUCGUAAAUAUUUGAAUUGACUACAUGUACCAUUAUCAAGGAUUAUGUGACACCCGGGAAGAGUACUGUAAGAGUAUUGUAAACGUGUCACAAACUCCUCCAUGCUGUUGACGCAGAUCCAGCGUCAGCCGCUAUCAGUCGCAACGUUGGCGGAUAAUCCCCAUUCGCUGGAUGGAACGCGAGCGCCCAACAUCGACUGAUGUGUUCAAGGAUCUCCUUGCCACUUUGCGGACUAUUACUCAAUUGAGGCGAAGUUCCGUGUUGCCCUAGGCCAAAAUGACGGUGAAUCGAGAAAAACGCCAUCUGAUCCUGGGAUGGGGUUUAAUGGAGUGCCUAUUUUUCAGCGGAAUAGUUUUCGGUUGGCCUGGAUUCUUACAACACAUUCUUCUUCACAACGAAUUCUUCUUAAAACUAUGCGAAAAUGGAACUAUCAGUGAAAACGGAAGUACGGUUGUAAACGUGUACGGCGUGUUUAACGUACUGCCGAGGAAAGUAUCCGAAUUCGAUCUGGAAAAAAGUGAUCAAAACUUCGGUUCUGCUAAUAUUGUAUACACACCGAACAAUGAUAACUCUGUAAGGAACCUUACUAUCGAUUCGAAUGAAGGCACAAGUGGGGAAAGGUUGUCCUUUUAUAAUGGACCCCGCUCGCAGCGAUUACGGCGAGAGGCGGAAAUGGAAACGUAUUACUAUGACGAGGAGGACUUGUCUAUGUUCAGAAAGAUCUGGUCUAAUUUCACGUGUCCCCGCCAGGAAGCGGAGCUCCAGCGGGUGUACGUGGUGUCACUAUUCGUUGCAAACUUCUUAUGCAUUUUUGGAGGAAUGAUGUUCGACUUCCUGGGAACGUUGAAAACUAGGAUGCUUAUCAUUGCACUCCACACGGCUGCAACCGUGUUGAUGGCUUUCAAUGGGCCUGAUAUGUCUUGGUUGCUUUACCCCGGGUUAGGCUUGACAUCUUUUGGCGGCCUUCUCAUCUUCCUGACCAAUGUCCAGAUUUCGAACUUGUAUGGCAGCUUGAGAUACAUGGUGGUCGGGCUGUUCGUUGGUGCCUUUGAUUCCAGUAGGAUAGUCAUGUUCUUCAUCGCGAUUAACAGCCAUGAGAUAAUGAACGUCCAAAUGUCCUUUAUGUUCAUCACGGUCAGCAUCAUCCCAUUCCUCAUAGGAACGAUUGCCUUACUACCAAAGGGUCGGAUCCCGUGGCCACUGCCCGAGGACUACGGUCGAAGAAGGGCGUCCGCUACCAAUGGAUACCUUAUGCGAGCAAACAGAGGUUCUCAGAAGCGACAGAAGCGUCAGUACAAAGCUAAGUUCUCCGAGAUCAUACGGACGCCACUUUAUAUCAGCCAAGUAAUAUGGUUCUCCGUUCUUUACCUUCGAAGUAGUUUUUUCGCCAGUAGCAUAAAACUACAGUUAGCAUUCGUUUUCAAGCAAGAGAUGACGAUAGUUGAAAGUUAUCUGCAAGUUUUCAACAUCAUUCAGUGCUUUGGUAUUCUCAUCGGUCCAUUUGUGGGUGUCGUAGUAGACCGACAGACUAAGGCUUUCACCGGUCUUGCAAGAACGCAACAAGCUCUUUGUAACCUUUCUCUCGUCCAUGUCAUUGUUAUUCUGCUCUCCAUAGCACAAUGCAUCAUCUCUAUGAUCCCGGCAACCAAACUCUUUUACACAACAUUCGUUCUCGAGGUCCUCUGCAGGGCAGCCCUCAUGACCGUGCACACCAUCUUGUUACUUGUGGCAUUCCCCAUGGAAUAUUUUGGUAAACUAUUCGGACUAUGCCAAUUCAUCACGAUGUUUUUCCAACUCAGUCAGUCCAUAUUCGCCAUCAUCAUCCGCGACCACUUAGCUGGGGAUGCAUUUUAUAUCCACGCCUUGCUGUUAACGCUUACUUGCCUGGUUUCCAUACACCCAUAUUUCAUCAUCGGGUACAAAAAGGUCAAGGCAGCGGAAGGCGUCUCAGUCACUUCGGCGACGUCAUUUGAAGGUGCAGAAGAUCAUCAGUUGUGCGAGACUACCGCAGAUGACCCUCAGAUGGAAGUCAGGGUCAGAAUCCUAGAGGAUCCACUCGAAAGAAAACGAGUCCAGAUGAUCGUGUAAAUGUUGGCGCAUCACAAUCAUGACAAAAGUGGAAGUCACAUCUCCAAAUCCAGAGCGUUUAAGGACUACACGAGUCAUACUUCAUAAUGAAACAGUGUUGAUUGACCUGAUGGACAAAUGCUUCAAGAAUCCAGACAUAACCAUGGAUGAGUAUGACCGACCUAUAUGCAUCCGUCCGUCCGAGUUUUCCUUCUUCAAUAGACGGUCCACUGGAAUCGAACUGACAUUGCAUUGCUGGACACAUGUCAUCUCUGAAUAAGGACAUGUGUAGUUCGAUCAACCCUUGCGCUUUGGAACACUGUCACUUUGCUUCAGCUAUAAGAACAUAUGAUAUACAUGCAUAUGUGAUGUGGUUUCGCUCGUGUUCACGGAUGUUGAUUAGCAGCGUUCUCGGAAAGCAGCGCUGUUUGGAACACAAGACAACGGGGCGUCACGCAGCAAGCGAGACUUCCAACUGGGUUAGCGUCCACGGGGCAACCAAGACUACAAAAGUCGUUCAGGUCCGAAUAUAUUUCCCACAUAUACCUUUACUGUCACAGAUCUUUCGUGGACAGGUUCUCAAUUUCUAUCAUUUUCUAUCACAUUAGGUACCAAGUCAACUAAGGAUAGUGCCCUUUGAGGAGAGAUCGCCUUGUGGACGACCGAGGAAGGGUACGUGAUCGGUGAGUGUAAUGCAGGAUAUGGUGACACGAGGAUGUUGAACGGUAUUGUGGACACAAGACACGAAUUCAAUCUGAAAUUCGUAACUGAGUUAAAUAUCGCAUCUACCAAUGAUAUACCAGCUGCAUGUAAUAUAUAAAGGGGGUGUCAUCAUAAUGUCAAGCCUAGGAUAUUUAACUUUUAUGCGAUUUCCAUAUAUUUAGGAGGAAUCUGAGGCAUUGACAACUGCUUGUCUGAGCUGUUAUGUACGAGAAUGACUUUGGACGGGCACGAUACGUCUUAUCCCAUCCAGCGUAACAUACUAAGAUGUUCAUUUCUUUUAAGAAACGUUGGAUAACUUAACUUAAUGUUUGCAUUCAGGAUAUUUUUUAUGUCAGGUUGACUUGCCAGCUGUCACUCAUGACAAAUAAACCCAGGACUCUUAAUUCCCUAAAGGUCAUCACUGGUGUCGCCUCCUAUCGCCACACUUUAUUGAAAAAAGCGUGAUGCAUGCAGGUCAAUUGUAACCUGAGACCCAAUUUCGGUCCGAUCCGAUUCUUGACUCGGUCACUAGGGGGCUAUAGCAGAAAACACAGAACGAUCAAUAGGUCCUGUAUCAUUGGUUGGGUCAAACGAUGUGUGCAUGAUACAGUACCAGUUGGCAAUUUACAAAGCUCCACUUGCACUGUAUUGAGGCCUUUGAAUCAAUAACACGAUCGGCAGAAUUUGGAACAAUACUUACAGAUUUAAGGACCGGUGAGCACAGGUGGCCGCGCUUUUUUACCAGUAUUCUAAUAGGUACACUGUUUCAGUUGGAUCUUCCGAUAGCUAUGAUUUGCUAGUCAUUUGUAUCGUAUACGCACAUUAAACAUGGUGUUGUUGCCUUAUAAUUAUUUUUUGUAUAUCCGGUUAUUGUUUGUUUUUAUCAAAAUUAUAACGUGUGAUUAGAGUAAUAAAGAACUCUCAUAAAGAUCCUUCAA
This is a messenger RNA of Lineus longissimus, 3817 nucleotides long. Its product is annotated as equilibrative nucleobase transporter 1-like. The transcript has 11 exons. The record is from RefSeq and is a predicted model, not a curated record. The coding region runs from base 387 to 2198 and encodes 603 amino acids. NCBI's taxonomy places the organism in Eukaryota, Metazoa, Nemertea, Pilidiophora, Heteronemertea, Lineidae.